Molecule: messenger RNA, 747 nt
Organism: Amorphotheca resinae ATCC 22711
Lineage: Eukaryota; Fungi; Ascomycota; Leotiomycetes; Helotiales; Amorphothecaceae
Exons: 1
Molecular function (GO): gamma-glutamylcyclotransferase activity
Source: RefSeq, a predicted model, not a curated record
CAGACCAUUCUCUACCUAGCCUACGGCUCCAACCUCUCCGCCAAGACCUUCAAAGGCAUGCGGGGCAUCCAACCGCUCUCCGCUAUCCCUGUGCAAGUCCCGUCCCUCUCCCUCACCUUCGACCUCCCGGGGAUCCCCUACAAAGAACCCUGCUUCGCCAACACCUGCUAUCGAUCCUCCUCCUCGCCCUCCUCUCGCUGGCCGCACGGCCUCAUCGGCGUCGUCUACGAAGUCACGCCCGCCGACUACCGCACCAUCAUCGCUACCGAAGGCGGCGGCUCUAGCUAUCUCGACAUCACCGUACCCUGCCACCCGCUCCGCUCGACUCCCGACAACAACAGCGCGCCCUUCCUCGCACACACGCUCCUCUGCCCACAAACCGACAAGGCCCGCGCCUUGCGUCCGGACCCUACCUACGCGCAGCCGUCGCCGCGCUAUCUCAAACUGAUCACGGAUGGUGCGGAAGAGCACCAGCUCCCAGCCUCCUACCUCGCCUACCUCUACAGUCUGCGCGCGUAUCGGAUCACGACCAUCCGGCAGCGCAUCGGGCAGGUCUGGUUCCUGGGCAUCUGGGCCCCGAUCCUAGCGCUGCUUCUCGGGCUGGGGAAAGUGCUAGCGGAUGACGAGGGCAGGAUUCCCGGGUGGUUGGCCAGGCUUAUGGAAGGUGUGACGUGGGCCAUGUGGGCCAUGUAUGAUGGCUUUUUUAAAAGGGUUUUUGGAGAUGGGGAGAGGACUUUGGGGGAUGAU